GCCUGUGAUUGGCUGGUGAUUGCGCACGCAGCUGAGAAGGUGUCAGGUGAGGCGGAAGUGAAGUGUUUUUCAGGGCACAAAAUGACCGCGCGUCGUCUCACCUGUCGCAGGUAAACAUCCCGAGCUCGCGACGCAGAAAAUGAACAACCCCAUUCCUUCCAACCUGAAAUCAGAAGCCAAGAAAGCAGCUAAGAUCCUCAGAGAAUUCACUGAAAUCUCCAACAGGAAUGGGCCGGACAAACUUAUCCCAGCUCAUGUCAUCGCCAGGGCUGAGGGGCUGGCCAUCAUCUCUGUGGUCAAGGCUGGCUUCGUGAUCACAGCCAGAGGAGGCAGCGGCAUCGUCAUCGCCAGGCUGGCUGACAGACGUUGGUCUGCUCCUUCUGCAAUUGGUAUCGCUGGCCUGGGCGGUGGCUUCGAAAUUGGUGUGGAGGUGUCCGAUCUAGUGAUUAUCCUAAACCAGCGUCGAGCCAUCGAUGCCUUCACAAAAGGCGGGAACUUGACCCUGGGUGGGAACUGCACGGUUGCGGUCGGUCCAAUUGGCAGGAACGUGGAGGCUGAUGUUGCCCUGCGCAACAUGUCUGCCAUCUACACCUACUGCCGCUCCAGAGGUUUGUUUGCCGGCAUCUCUCUGGAGGGCUCCUACCUGAUUGAACGCAAAGACACCAACCGCAAGUUCUACGUCCGGAGCGUGCGAGCGUCUGGCAUCUUGAACGGCGACGUGGAGCCGCCGCAGGAGUGCUACGACCUCUACCACAUCUUAGACGCCUACACGGAUGCUUAUGUAGAUGACUGGACCAGCAAAAAUGCCCCCGUAAAGUCGUCACGUCCUCCAGCCAGACCUCCAGCUCCAUCCCAGCAGCGAGCAGCAACCAGCUUCCGGACACCAGCAAACACUGCAAAUAAAAAGUCUCUCUACCCGAGUGUGUCCAUCUACAAAUCUGAAACCUCAGCAGAAAGAGGAGCAGCUGCGCCAGUGGGCGGAGCUAGUGGAACCCUCGUGGUCACAGCGGUCCACCCGUUCACGGGUCAGAAUCCUGGUGACCUGACCUUUGUACCCGGUGACCGCAUCUCUGUAAUUACCAAAACCGAGUCCCAGUACGACUGGUGGGAGGGGCAAUUGGCUGAUGGGCAGGUGGGCAUAUUUCCUGCCAACUUUGUCACAUAUUGACCACCUCCACACCUUCCAAUGUCACACCUUAUGUUGCAAUAAUGAAUUAAUUAGGGUUCAUGUUUUUAAACUAAAAUGCGUGCUUUAAAAUACAAAUAAAAUAU
Messenger RNA from Entelurus aequoreus (snake pipefish), 1272 nucleotides. It is a transcript of the gene sh3yl1, whose product is annotated as SH3 and SYLF domain containing 1. Bases 140 to 1168 code for a protein of 342 amino acids. The transcript has 10 exons. Gene Ontology annotation, cellular component: ruffle membrane. The record is from RefSeq and is a predicted model, not a curated record. Lineage: Eukaryota; Metazoa; Chordata; Actinopteri; Syngnathiformes; Syngnathidae. Gene Ontology annotation, molecular function: phosphatidylinositol binding; protein binding.